Messenger RNA from Xylona heveae TC161, 1438 nucleotides. RefSeq lists its product as hypothetical. The coding region runs from base 135 to 1370 and encodes 411 amino acids. The record is from RefSeq and is a predicted model, not a curated record. Gene Ontology annotation, molecular function: (3R)-hydroxyacyl-[acyl-carrier-protein] dehydratase activity. Lineage: Eukaryota; Fungi; Ascomycota; Xylonomycetes; Xylonales; Xylonaceae. Gene Ontology annotation, cellular component: mitochondrion. The transcript has 2 exons.
GACUCGGAAACAAGAGGCCAUUGUAUAUUCAGUAUAUAUCAAGCGCAAAGCAUCAAACCUCAAAAAGCCAUCAAUGUUAUAAAACGGACAACUGGCUCGAAGGCGCGGAGCAGUACCAAACAGUGUCUUGCAAGAUGGCACUGACUGCCCUUCGUCGAGGUCAGCCAUUAUUCCAAAAAUUAGCUUUCAAUAGCCAUGGCACGACACAGCAAUGCAUGAAAUCAGCAACAGGUUCCAAGACAUACCUUAGCACCAAUGCUUCACCGGCUGUGCCGUCUGAUGACUUUUCUCACCUCCUGACUGAAAUGCCGGCACGCAUUCUUCCAUUGAUGUACGACUACCUUACUCCUCAACCCUCUCAUCUUCUGAACGUGUCUCUGGCCGAUUUCUUCCCAUCUUCAACUCAACCAGGACUUUCCGAGCCGUCAUACGUACACAACGCCCCUGUCCUUCCAUCAAUUGCCAAACCAUUGAACCUCCCUCCCGCGCACCAUCUCAUAUAUUUCCCCCCUCAAGUACCAGCUUCGCAACUUCUUCCAGACGGCACAGAUACGCUGCAUUUUCCCGGAGAGCCCUUUGUUCGUCGGUUAUGGACAGGAGGACACGUCCGCUUCAAUCACGGCCAUUCAUCACACGCCCCUGGCAGCAGCCACAGCAACAACACGCCGCUUCUCCUCGACGGGCACCGCGCUGUGUGCCUCGAAGGUAUCCGCGAUGUGACCAUCAAAGGCCAACCCGGGGCAGAAAAAGUCCUCGUGGGGAUCGAACGACGAAUUGCUCGCUGCGGAGAGCCAGAGCACGAGCCCGAAUCGGCCAUCCGCUCGCGCCUGUGGCCCGCAGACGAGGCGGAGAUGGGAGACGCCAGCAUCGUUGAGCGGCGGAAUCUGGUAUUCAUGCGCGCGCAGAGCGCCGACGAAGCAGCCGCCGCGGCUGACGCGCCGGGCAAGAUUAUUCGAGCGCCAAAUAAACCCACUUUCACGCAUACACUACGUCCUACAGCAUCAUUGCUCUUCCGCUUCAGCGCACUCACGUUCAAUGCGCACGCCAUCCAUCUCUCGCGGAGCUACACGCGUGCAGUCGAGGGCCAUCGCAACAUGCUCGUCCAUGGACCUCUCACGCUGGUAUUGCUGACUACCUUGCUCGAGCGCCAUCUUGCGUCGUCGUCGUCGUCGGUAGUUUCAACGUCGAAACAGAAAUACGCGAUUACAGAUAUACAAUACCGCAAUGUCUCUCCGCUGUACUGCGACGAGGAACUACGACUCUGCGGACGUGAAUCACAUUCGAAGCCCGGCCGGUAUGAGCUCUGGGCCGAGAAUAAAGACGGCGGGCUGGCUGUCAAGGGCAGCGCCACUGUAGAGUUUUUGUCUUGAUUCCUUUCUAUGCCUUUUCCCUUUAUACUUUUCCCUUUAUACUUUUCCCUUUAUACUUUUCCCUUCCU